Molecule: messenger RNA, 1752 nt
Organism: Mangifera indica (mango)
Lineage: Eukaryota; Viridiplantae; Streptophyta; Magnoliopsida; Sapindales; Anacardiaceae
Product: serine/threonine-protein phosphatase PP2A catalytic subunit-like
Exons: 6
Coding region: 238-1158 (306 amino acids)
Biological process (GO): mitotic cell cycle; peptidyl-serine dephosphorylation
Cellular component (GO): cytosol
Molecular function (GO): protein serine/threonine phosphatase activity
Source: RefSeq, a predicted model, not a curated record
UAGAAAUAUACAAAGGUCGAGCGACCGCCAUUGAAAUGAUCCACUCGGAUAACAAAAUUGUACUCACUAACUGCAACAUGCAAAAUCACAAAAACAUAACUGGGCUUUCUGUCUUUUCAAACCCUAACCCUAAACCCUCCAUGACCUGAGUCUCACCGUCGGUUCUUCCUACUCACGCUCCACUGUCCGAUCAUCAGAACAUUUUUAAAACUUCGUGCAACCAAGUCUCAACAAACGAUGCCAUCGCAGGCCGAUCUGGACCGUCAGAUUGAGCACCUUAUGCACUGCAAGCCUUUAUCAGAAGCAGAGGUGAAGACCUUAUGCGAGCAAGCGAGAGCAAUUCUGGUGGAGGAAUGGAACGUGCAGCCCGUUAAGUGUCCAGUCACCGUAUGCGGCGAUAUUCACGGACAGUUCCACGAUCUUGUUGAACUUUUUCGCAUCGGUGGCAACGCUCCCGAAACCAAUUAUCUCUUCAUGGGCGAUUAUGUGGAUCGUGGAUACUACUCAGUAGAGACUGUCAGCCUUUUAGUUGCUCUGAAAGUUCGUUAUAGAGAUAGAAUAACAAUUUUGAGAGGAAAUCACGAGAGUCGUCAGAUAACUCAAGUAUAUGGAUUUUAUGAUGAAUGCUUGAGAAAAUAUGGAAAUGCUAAUGUCUGGAAGCAUUUCACUGACCUUUUCGAUUAUUUGCCACUUACAGCUCUAAUUGAGAGUCAGGUUUUCUGCUUGCAUGGUGGACUUUCACCAUCUUUGGAUACAUUAGAUAAUAUCCGUGCUCUGGACCGUAUACAGGAGGUUCCUCACGAGGGCCCAAUGUGUGAUCUUUUGUGGUCUGAUCCAGAUGACCGGUGUGGAUGGGGAAUAUCUCCCCGUGGUGCUGGAUACACCUUUGGACAGGACAUUGCUGCACAGUUCAACCACACUAAUGGGCUCACUCUUAUAUCUAGAGCUCACCAGCUUGUUAUGGAAGGAUACAACUGGUGCCAGGAGGAGAAUGUGGUGACAGUGUUCAGUGCACCAAAUUACUGCUACCGUUGCGGAAAUAUGGCUGCAAUUCUUGAAAUUGGGGAGAAUAUGGAGCUGAACUUUCUUCAAUUUGACCCUGCUCCUCGCCAGAUUGAACCAGAUACCACACGCAGGACCCCAGACUAUUUUUUGUGAUGGCUAUAAGUUACACUUCACUGGAAAUUAUUCAUAUUUCCUGUUAUGUUUUUGUAGAUUUGUUUGCAAAUUUGAGUUGUCGUUUAGUUGAGGGAGAGACAAGAAACCAUUGUUGUCAUCAUUCUUUUGGACGGAGUUACUCUGCUAGCUGGAGUUUUGCUUUGUGAAUUUAACUCCACAGGUGAAACAUCCACUGAUUUCCAAAAUUGCCUUUAUAUAUGAGAGCUGGUCUUCCGUACCAAUUCUUCGUUAAUUGGUUUUGCGGCUUUUGCCUCAGCUUGUGGUGGAGUUGUGAUCCAUCAUAAAUUGGUUCGAAUUGAAGAAAGUAAAUUAUUGUGGGAUUGGAAAUGAUGGCAUUUUGGAAAUUUUGAUAAAAGGGUAGGGGUUUGGGCCCCCUUGGAUUACUUGGGGUUUAACUAUUCCACUGAGGGGUGUCUACUGAUCUCUAAUAAUUUGAGGAAUUGCGAUCGGAGAUUUAUUGGAAGGUAAUAUAUCUUGACUUGUAAUACGUGGGAUGGUGUCAAAAACAUUUUCCCUCUUUUGGGUUCUGUGUAUUAUAACCUAUAAAAAUAACUAAAAACAUAAAUUUUGACU